Meleagris gallopavo (turkey) is the source of this 804-nucleotide messenger RNA. NCBI's taxonomy places the organism in Eukaryota, Metazoa, Chordata, Aves, Galliformes, Phasianidae. The record is from RefSeq and is a predicted model, not a curated record.
AUGAUCCAGCACACGGAAGGAGCUGUAAAAGGAUUGGGUGAUGCUACCCAGAUAAACACAAAUCUUAGCCAGCCCACCGUGAUCCAGCACACGGGAGGGGCUGUAAAAGGAUUGGGUGAUGCUACCCAGAUAGACACAAAUCUUAGCCAGCCACCCGUGAUCCAGCACACGGAAGAAGCUGUAAAAGGAUUGGGUGAUGCUACCCAGAUAGACAACAACCUUAGCCAGCCACCCGUGAUCCAGCACACGGAAGGAGCUGUAAAAGGAUUGGGUGAUGCUACCCAGAUAAACACCAACCUUAGCCAGCCACCCGUGAUCCAGCACACGGGAGGCGAUGGAGGAGGACGUGUUCCUCGUGCCCGGAGAGCCCUAAAUCUUCUCCGGCCAGCCGUGUCCCUGCGCAAGGGAGGAGCUGCAGGAGGACGGGGCGCUCCCGCAGCCGCUGCCCAGCCUCCUGUGUGCACCAAGAGCACAUCGGGUGGCAGCCGUGAUGGAGGAGGACUCGCUGGUGCCUCCGGUUUUGGACCAGCAGGCAAGAAAAGCGCGGUCUCGUCGCUGAAAGCGCCCUCUGCGUUAAGCAGUGCAGCCCCUGGUGAUGGCCGCAGAGGUGGACAGCAGCGACUUUGUGACUGUAUAGCAGAAGACAUGGCAACCUGGGAAUCUUCUGGACAGUGGAUGUUCUCGUGUUACUCUCCUGUGACGGGCAAGCCUAAUGUUUCAGGUCGGUACCAUUUUUAGCCUUGCUGAGCGCUGAGUGCUGCUACUGUUUAGACUGCAUUUCUAUACUUGUCCACACUGCUGUGU